AUGUUCUUUUAUUCCUGGUUUGGAUCAACGGCGGCUCGAGCGCACCGUCACUUUCCCGCACUACCGGAACCACUAGACGACGCCGUAGCCAUACACGACGAGCACCAAUCCUCUUCCGGUUCCUGCAAGGACGACCCGCCAGAUAUUCCGGUACGGAAGAAUGACGAAACGUGUGUACGUACCGCCGUCCAUUCGAUCACGAUUCCGAAAUGGGACGCUCCGCUCCAAUCGGCAGCCCACGAACCGUCACUGCACAAUCUCGACAAUCCGGACCAAAGUGCGCACCAAACAGACAAUAGCGUCACCUCUUGGUGCCGUCAGCACGUACCUUCCGGUGCUUCUUGGAACGGUAGGGCUAGUUGCCGUCACCAGCAGUACAUCACCAAUCGACAGCAACUCCUAACGGAAGACGAAGAAACGGAUUCGUUGUUUCCUUUACACACGAUUCCGUUCGUCUCUAUUGAACUGCGCUUGGAACCCACCGAUCACAGUGACGACGAUGACGACGACGAUGACCUCUUUGGAUGUCCUCCCCACGGACCCCGGACUCGUCAAGCCUACACGUCAUGGGACGCGCCAGAUAUUGCUGCAGACGUCGUCUCGGCGACACCAUCCGAUCCACCCCAACGCACGGGUCAAAUUCGAAUAGGCGGAACAAAGUCGAUAGAAUUUCCGGACGCUCUGCCAAGUCGUCUUGACGAGACUGUCCAUUUAUACAACGCGAGUCAAGGGUGCCAUGCCGACUCACCGCCCGCGCAAUUCGUCUCGACCAUCCCGGCGCAUUUUGCAGUCCCCGUCGAAAUUACUGUCGUUCCGAACCACGAUCCAGGAAAUUGCAGAAAGGAUCAGGCCAGCUACAAUGUCUGCUGGAGCUCCCUUAUCGAGGACAACGAAUCGGAUAACCGGUUGGCGGAUUGCUCUCUGAUGAACGAUCCAACGGAGCCCUUGCGGUAUCCAUGGACGAACCUCCCGACACAAAGAUUCAGCGACCGCAGCACUCGCAACAAAGAGAGUCUUGUCCCGCCACUGCCCGAUCCUCUCGAUCGAUGCGCCGCCGAAUUCUACAGCUUGUUGCUGCGGCACCUCGAAACCAAACGUGUGGCCGAUCAAGCCGCCACUCAGGACUUGCUUGCCUUUUUACGGAAAUAUCCCUUGGUUGGCCAAGUACACUUCCGCUUACCCGACUUUGCCAGUGCAUAUUGCUUGCCACUGGCUUACUUUGCGGCGAUAUCCUCGUUGGAGGGCUGUCAGCUCGCGUACCGUCUCUAUCCCGAAGCGAUCGGGAUGGAAGAUGACUUUGGUCUCCCUUUGCAUUAUGCCUGUUACUUGCAAGCCGAUGUACAGGUAGUAUCGUUUCUACUGGCCCGCUAUGGGGAAGCGGCUAAACGAACCAAUCAGGAACAUCAAACGCCGCUACACUUGGCUUGUCAGGUUGCCACUCCUGGACCGACGACGAGCUCAUCCUCGAGUACUAGUUUGGAUCGACUGGUCCGGGAACCCAAUCUGCAGGUUCUGAAAGUUCUCCUCGAGCACUACCCUACCGCUUCUCAAUUGGCCGAUCGGGAGGGGAAUUUACCGUUGCACUGGGCCUUGCAAACCUCGGGCAUUUCGUUGUCACGUUGCCAGGCCUUGGCCGCUCCGAAACCGCACCAUCAAACGCUUCGCCGGAGCAACCGGAUACUGGAGAAACCUUUGCAUGUGGCUUGCCGGUUUGGUGUGUCGAUGGAAGUCUUGUCUUGGCUGCUCGAGGAGCAUUUGGGCGCGGCCAAGACUACCAACGAAAGGUUUGAAACACCACUGCACGCGGCUGUAUUGGGGGAAUCCGAGUCGAGUCGGAACAUGCGGUGGAUGCAAGCGCUGGUCCGAGCCUUUCCUGACGCCCGAUCUUGGACCGACGAGCGGGAUGAACGGCCCGUGGACAGUGCCAUACGAAUGGGCGCACCGGAAGGUAUUGUGUCUUUGCUAAGCGUGGAAUAA
Phaeodactylum tricornutum CCAP 1055/1 is the source of this 1977-nucleotide messenger RNA. RefSeq lists its product with no specific name. Gene Ontology annotation, biological process: protein localization to ciliary inversin compartment. The transcript has a single exon. NCBI's taxonomy places the organism in Eukaryota, Bacillariophyta, Bacillariophyceae, Surirellales, Neidiaceae. Bases 1 to 1977 code for a protein of 658 amino acids. The record is from RefSeq and is a predicted model, not a curated record. Gene Ontology annotation, cellular component: ciliary inversin compartment.